Molecule: messenger RNA, 1494 nt
Organism: Daldinia childiae
Lineage: Eukaryota; Fungi; Ascomycota; Sordariomycetes; Xylariales; Hypoxylaceae
Product: Tyrosine decarboxylase 1
Exons: 3
Coding region: 1-1494 (497 amino acids)
Biological process (GO): amino acid metabolic process
Molecular function (GO): pyridoxal phosphate binding; carboxy-lyase activity
Source: RefSeq, a predicted model, not a curated record
AUGGACUCUAAACAAUUUCGGGAGGCGGCUAUAUCGUCUAUUGACGACAUCGUCAAAUACUACGACACCAUCGAAGAGCGCCGUGUCGUUUCAAACGUCGAGCCGGGUUAUCUGAGAAAACUACUGCCCGAAGAGGCCCCUCAGAAUGGAGAGGCUUGGGCUGAUAUCCAGAAAGAUCUCGAGUCCAAGAUCCUCCCCGGCAUAACACAUUGGCAGUCACCCAACUUCCUGGCAUGGUUCCCCUCUUCCAGUAGCUUUCCGGCUAUGCUUGGCGAGAUGUAUUCUGCCGCAUUCACCGGUGCUGCUUUCAACUGGAUCUGCUCACCCGCCGUCACUGAGCUUGAGACUAUCGUGCUUGAUUGGCUAGCUAAGGCUUUUGGCUUACCAUCUUGCUACCUCUCUACUGGACCUACUAACGGUGGCGGCGUCAUCCACGGAACCGCUUCUGAGGCUAUCGCCACUGUAUUAGUAGCUGCUCGUGAUAAGUACCUGCAUGAGGCUACGGCGCAUAUCACCGAUGAGGAAGAACGGGAGGAUGCCAUUGCUAUCCGCCGCAGCAAGCUCGUAGCCCUUGGUAGCGCCGCCACCCACAGCGCUACUAAGAAGGGCGCACAGAUUGCCGGCGUUAGGUUCCGCGCCGUCCCCGUACACGCAGCGGAUGGCUACCGGAUGACAGGCGCCGAGCUGCGCCGGGUCGUCUUAGAACUACGUGCCAAGGGCCUCGAGCCCUUCUACCUGACUGCCACCCUUGGAACCACUGAUACGUGUGGGAUUGACGACAUGGAGGGUAUCGCGUCUGUUUUAGAAGAGCUAGCGCCUGCAGGCCCAGGGGAGAUUUGGGUGCACGUUGACGCAGCGUACGCAGGAGCCUCGUUAAUCUGCCCCGAGUACCAGUAUCUUACGAAGCCCUUCGACCGCUUCCACAGCUACAACACAAACUUGCAUAAGUGGUUGUUAGUAAACUUUGAUUGCAGCACUGUGUGGGUGCGCGACCGCAAGCAUCUGACAGACGCCCUGAGCGUUUCACUACCGAUCUUACAAAACCAGCACACAGACUCCGGCCUCGUAACUGAUUACCGCGACUGGCAGAUCCCGUUCGGGCGGCGGUUCCGGUCCCUCAAGGUCUGGUUCGUGAUACGCACAUAUGGCAUCGAGGGUCUACGCGCACACAUCCGGAAGCACAUCAAGCUUGCCGAGACGUUCGGAGAGCUCGUCAAGACGCGGCCGGACCUUUUUGAGAUCGUGACGGGCCCGCGAUUUGCACUAACGGUGUUUAAGUUGGUGAAGAAGGAGUCGACGCCAGAGGAGCAGAACGAACUCACCAAGAAGAUGUACGACGCCGUGGUGGAGGAGGGCCGGAUCUUCCUGUCGAGCACCGUUGUCGGCGGCGUGUUCGCCAUCCGGCAUAACCCUGCCACGCCUUUGGUAGAGGAGCAUCACGUUCGGAAGCAUUUCGAAGUCCUAGUUGAGGUAGCUGAGAAGACACUUGCUUAG